Lepisosteus oculatus (spotted gar) is the source of this 4763-nucleotide messenger RNA. RefSeq names its product SMAD specific E3 ubiquitin protein ligase 1 (gene smurf1). Gene Ontology annotation, molecular function: protein binding; ubiquitin protein ligase activity. The record is from RefSeq and is a predicted model, not a curated record. NCBI's taxonomy places the organism in Eukaryota, Metazoa, Chordata, Actinopteri, Semionotiformes, Lepisosteidae. Gene Ontology annotation, biological process: proteasome-mediated ubiquitin-dependent protein catabolic process; negative regulation of BMP signaling pathway; protein polyubiquitination. Gene Ontology annotation, cellular component: cytoplasm.
GCUGACGUCAGAACGCCUUUGAGCUCGAAAAUGUUUAGGAGCGUUAUGCGAGCUGGGAGCUUUGGGGGAUUUUCCGAGAAGGAAAUAAUAAAAAUAUACCCUUGAUAAGCCAUUCUAGAAACACCGUUUUGGUGUAUUUUGUUUUUCCCGACAGUCUAGCUUCGUGGUGAAGUUUUAAUCUUAGGUCAGACCUAAGGGAAAGUUAGCUAUUUCUUUUCCGGAGUGAUGUCGAAUCCUGGGACUCGGAGGAACGGGUCUAGCAUCAAAAUCCGACUGACAGUAUUAUGUGCCAAGAAUCUGGCAAAGAAGGAUUUCUUCAGGUUACCUGACCCUUUCGCUAAAGUAGUAGUAGAUGGAUCCGGACAGUGCCAUUCCACAGACACAGUCAAGAGCACAUUGGACCCCAAGUGGAACCAGCAUUAUGACCUAUAUAUUGGGAAAACCGAUUCCAUAACCAUCAGUGUAUGGAACCACAAGAAAAUCCAUAAGAAACAGGGAGCUGGCUUCCUGGGCUGUGUGAGACUGCUGUCCAACGCCAUUAGCAGGCUAAAGGAUACUGGCUAUCAGCGUUUGGAUCUAUGCAAAUUAAACCCCACUGACAGCGACACAGUUCGGGGCCAAAUUGUAGUAAGUCUACAGACCCGGGACCGGAUAGGUAGUGGAGGACCAGUGGUGGAUUGCAGAGGACUUUUAGAAAAUGAAGGACCAGUGUAUGAAGAUUCGGGACCAGGAAGGCCACUAAGCUGCUUCAUGGAGGAGCCUCUGCCAUACACCGACAGCACAGGAGCUGCAGGAGGGGGCAGCUGCCGCUUUCUGGAAUCGCCCAGUCAAGAACAAAGACUUCAGGCACAACGGAUCAGAAAUCAGGAGCCCAGAGGUCACGCACACACUCCUCAAAACCGACCACAUGGGCAUCAGUCACCUGAGCUCCCUGAGGGUUACGAGCAAAGGACAACAGUACAAGGCCAGGUUUAUUUUCUGCACACACAGACUGGUGUAAGUACUUGGCAUGACCCACGAAUACCAAGAGACCUCAACAGUGUGAGCUGUGAAGAUCUAGGGCCUCUGCCCCCUGGCUGGGAGGUCAGAAGUACAGUGUCAGGAAGAAUAUAUUUUGUUGACCACAACAACAGAACAACACAAUUCACUGACCCUAGGUUACACCAUAUAAUGAGCCAGCAGUCUCAGGUGAAGGAGUCCAGCCAGACUCUGCCCACGCAAACUGAGGUGUCGGUGGAGGAGGGGGAGGGCGAGGUGCCCGUGCGCUACGAGAGGGACCUGGUGCAGAAACUCAAAGUGCUCCGGCACGAGCUAUCCCUGCAGCAGCCCCAGGCCGGGCACUGUCGGAUUGAAGUUUCCCGGGAGGAGAUAUUUGAGGAGUCUUACAGGCAGAUCAUGAAAAUGAGGCCCAAAGACCUGAAAAAACGGCUGAUGGUGAAAUUUCGUGGUGAAGAAGGGCUAGACUAUGGUGGUGUGGCUCGGGAGUGGUUGUAUCUCCUGUGCCAUGAGAUGUUAAAUCCAUACUAUGGGCUCUUCCAGUACUCUACAGAUAAUAUCUACACUCUGCAGAUAAAUCCUGACUCUUCAAUCAAUCCUGACCAUUUGUCUUAUUUCCACUUUGUUGGCCGAAUAAUGGGCUUGGCAGUUUUCCAUGGACAUUACAUUAAUGGUGGAUUUACACUGCCUUUCUAUAAGCAGCUGUUGGGAAAGCCCAUCCAGCUGUCAGACCUGGAAACCGUGGAUCCUGAGCUGCACAAGAGCCUAGUAUGGAUUCUUGAGAAUGACAUCACCCCUGUUCUGGAUCAUACAUUUUGUGUAGAGCAUAACGCAUUUGGCAAAUUUCUCCAGCACGAGCUCAAACCAAAUGGUAGAAACAUUCCAGUAACGGAGGAGAACAAAAAGGAGUAUGUAAGGCUCUAUGUGAACUGGAGGUUUAUGAGAGGGAUUGAAGCUCAGUUUCUUGCCUUGCAGAAGGGCUUUAAUGAGUUGAUUCCUCAGCAUCUGUUAAAGCCUUUUGAUAACAAGGAGUUAGAGCUGAUAAUUGGAGGCCUGGGGAAGAUUGACCUCAAUGACUGGAAGGCCAACACACGACUGAAACACUGCGUGGCAGACAGCAACAUCGUCAAGUGGUUUUGGCAGGCAGUGGAGUCGUUUGAUGAAGAGAGGAGAGGGAGGCUUCUCCAGUUUGUUACGGGCUCUACCCGCGUGCCUCUGCAAGGGUUUAAGGCACUGCAAGGUUCUACAGGUUCUGCAGGACCAAGACUGUUCACUAUCCACUUGAUAGAUGCCAACACAGACAAUCUGCCUAAAGCCCACACAUGCUUUAACCGGAUUGACAUUCCACCUUACGAAUCGUACGAGAAGCUGUUUGAGAAGCUCCUGACUGCGGUGGAGGAGACCUGUGGCUUUGCAGUGGAGUGAAGAGCUCCUCUUCAGUACGGGCUGCUUAGUGAUGAGCAGUUGCCAAAUCAGCCAGGAGAGGACUUCCCUGUGGGCUUCCUGCUGAGCAGUGUGGAGUAAGAGGACAAGGACCGUUAGGCCUAGGAGCAUGGCCCUUAAGGGCAACAGUGUGAGCGAGAGAGGCAAUGCCAAGGGUUACGAACAUUAACACUAAGAAUUUUACAGGUAUUUAUUCUUUGUGUGUUUGGGGGGCAGAUUUAACAUGAAAGGUUUCACUAACAACAUCCCUUUUCCGAAUUCACAGAUUUGUGCCGACUAAUUGGAAUCUUGGGGUUUCUAGUCCCAAAGCUUUGCUUUAGCAAAUCUGGGCUGCACACCUUCAGUAAACAGAACCCCACAUUUUUUGUCCACAAGAGAACUGAGAUUAUCUGUAAGGACAAACAUACUUACUUGUAGACCUAUCUGAUAACAAAGCCAAUCUACCUAAAGCAAAUACUUGCUAAAGUACAUAGUCUAAAUACUUAACAUAUGAAUUGGGAAUUUCAUCUUGUAUGACAUGUCUACUUGUGUAUGUUUUUCUUUGUGUCUAAUUCAUGAUAUUUUUAUAUAUCUAGUUUCAGUACUGGAAGAUGGCUUUGUACAUUUUAGGCUUAAGACCAGGUAUCCAUUUCUUUCGUUACUCAUGUUUGUUUUUUUAAAAAAUCACUGUUAUUUUCACACUUAAUUGCGUGUUGCGUGAAAUGUAUAAAAGAAAAAGGUAUAUUUUUAAUUACUAAGAGAACUAAUUAUGUCAUGAUCGAGGCUAUUAUAGGUCAGUCUUAGACCUCCUUGGUGACCUAUGGACACAAAAGCCUAGGCAGCCCCUAAUUUCUCCCAACCGUUUGGUUGGAAGUUGGAAAAUCCAGAUCCUAUUACUAUAGUGGCACUUGAACGAGGAACAAUGCAGGUCUUUGCAGGUAUCAGAUACAGUAGGUGAAAAUGUAGAUUAGAAGGGGCAGCUUUUUCAUACUCCUUUACUCUCCAUUUCAAGGUUUAAGCUUGGAACUUUAUAUGAUGAUUUGCACAUAGGAAUAGUCAUAUUAAACAGGUCUACUGGGAAUUAUUAUGUUUUAAUGUUUUCCCCAGUGUGUUACAAUAAUUGCAAAGUUGGACUGGGUGGCAAGAAAUAUGAACAAUACUUUCCACACAACAUCUGAUUUUGUAAAAGGAAGAAUGAAGAUACCAAUGGAACAAAACUACUGAAGAGACCAAUACCUCUUCUGAUCUGACUUGACAGUGAAAUAUUUUCUAAAACUAAUGUUAGUUUUAUUGAGAAGCGCAGUAGUUAAGUGAUUAGUAACCUCAGAUGCAAUUAAGUAAAAGGUGUCCGUUAAUGUAUCCGCAUACACAGCAACUGGUAAAAGUGAGCUGUGUAAGUGGUUUGCUAGAUGUACUCACUCCACCACAGCAGGCUCAUGAGGGCAGCCUAGGAAGAUCGUUUUCUAUAUUCUCAAAUUUAAUUAAGGUUUUGUAGAUAUUUUAUAAGUCUUCUGAACAUUGUAAUACUGUGUGUUCAGUUUUAACAUUACCGCUUCCAGAUCAGAAUCAACUAUCGGGAUGUGUAUUCUUCGAGCUUCGAUUUUAGAGUUGUUCAGUGAGACAGUGUUAAGAAAUUAAAUGGUGGCAGCACAGUGAGUUGGAUACAGUGAACUUACUAAGCCCCUUUUCACUUUUGACUAGUUCGUUAGUACAUAUUCACCCAACUCUUUUAAUUUUUGGCAGUCUGUUUUAACAAUUUAAAACCAAAAAUAAAUCUUAGGUUUUGGAGUCUUAAAAUACAUCUUCAGUUUUUUUUGUGUGUGUGGUAAACAAAAGGAGAGAGGAAUUUACUCCCUCAUUGUUUAUGAUAAGGACAUUGUAAACUGGAGCAAAGAGCCUGGAUUCUCUGGAACAUACAUGAUUGAAACUGGUAAAAUCAGAAAGACAGACUAAAGGAGGUCUAAGAUUUCAAUGUGCAGUGCUUGAAGUGCAUGACACCAUGCUUUCCUUUUUAUAUUGAAAAUAAAUGAGCCAACUUCAUUGUUUUAAGUGUUCUGCAACCACUUGAUUUUUUUUACUAAUUAUUUAUUACUAUGUAAUGUCCUUUUUUAAGUAUUGCUGCUAUCAUUAUUCCCUUUUUUAAAAAAAGCUGAUUGUUUGUGAAAGCUGUACACUAAUCUCUUUAUUUUAUGUACAAAUCAAAGUAUUUAAAACUGCUGCUAUUAUGAAUUUAGAUAAAACCGUAGAAGACAGACAAAUGGAGUUAGCAGUGAUUGAGGCUAGACCCCGGAGGUCACGUUCAUGUUUGUGAUAUAUGCAAUAAAAACUGACAACUUUAUAUACUU